Chaetomium globosum CBS 148.51 is the source of this 1107-nucleotide messenger RNA. RefSeq lists its product as uncharacterized. The record is from RefSeq and is a predicted model, not a curated record. The coding region runs from base 1 to 1107 and encodes 368 amino acids. NCBI's taxonomy places the organism in Eukaryota, Fungi, Ascomycota, Sordariomycetes, Sordariales, Chaetomiaceae. The transcript has 3 exons.
AUGGAUGCUCGGAGCAUACACGAUGGGUCAUCCAUUUCCGGGUCCGACCCAUCCAAGAUGAGGCUCCAACUCCCGGCAAGCUGCGACCCUCCACAGCCCGGGGCAGCCGUAAAGCCGCUAGUCUGGAUUAUUUUCGGCGGCACCGGCCACAUGGGCCGCUCCCUGGUCAAGUCGGCCCUCAGCCACGGCGACCUAGUCACCACGGUCGGGCGGGUGCUCGAGACGUCGCCCGAAGCCAUCGCGACACUCAACAGCGACACAUGCCUGGGCCAGCUGUGCGACGUGCGCGACGGCGCGUCGGUCGCGCGCGUCAUCCAGCGCACCCUCACCCGCUUCGGCCGCAUUGACUGCAUCGCUCAACUGGUUCUGGGUUAUGGCGUCAUCGGCGCGUGCGAGGACCAAGACGAGCACGAGCUGCGCAACCAGUUCGAGACUAACUUCAUGGGCACCUUGCACAUUGUCCAGGCCAGCCUGCCCUACUUCCGCCAGCAGAACGGCGGUCGCUAUCUCAUCUUCAGUUCUACCUCGGGCGCCCUCGGUGUCCCCGGCCUGGGCCCGUACUGUGCGUCAAAACGAACGCUGAUCGAGCCUGGACUGUUAGUAGAGACGAGCCGGACUCCAAGACAAAUCCCUUGCCCACCUGAGGUCCAUUUCCUGAUCAAACCCGCCAGCGAGGCAUAUUCGCACGCGACGUCGCCGGCGCUACACGCUAAGAGGAUGGUGCAGUGGCUUGGCGACAAGCAGCCCACGAGCGCGGUCAAGUGCGCCGAACUAGUGUGGCAGCUAGGUCACUGCUCGUAUCCGCCGCUGAGGUUGCUGCUGGGGAGCUACGCCAUCGAGAGUAUCCGUGAUCGAUUGCGGUCGGUGACGGAGGAAUUGGAAGACUGGAAGCAUCUCAACUACCCCGUCGCCCCGGAUGCGCCAGGCGGAGAAAGGGGCGACAAGACGGACCGGGAUGAGGGCGAUGAUAAAGAGGAAGUGGGGGACAGAGGAGUGCGGGAUGAGGCGGAAGAGAAAGAGGGCGAAGAAGACAAGGAGCCGGAGGACGAGGUGAUGGAGGGGAUGACGCCCGAGCCCAAAGAAUCAGAGAGGACCCAACGGAAUUGA